UAUAGACACUGAUAAUGGGGAAGGUAAUUCUGUACAGCAUACAAUUAAAGAAAUUCUAAAUUAUAACCCACCUAAAUCCCUUAUAUCUGGGAUUUAUCCCUAUGAAAACGUCGAAUUUACAUCACAAGGUCCAAACACCCAAUAUUGGUGUGGUGACAAAUUAUGCUUACCAGAGACAACUGUGCAAAAUAAAACACUGUCAGAAGUUGAAACAGUUAAUAGAACCGAAGCUCUUUAUGAAAAAUCUAAGAAGAGCAAAAAUAGUUCAUCAGAUCAUCGAUCUAAUGAAAAUCAGAAAAGGUUACCUGUGUUGAAAACACCUACACCUAGAUAUAAAGAAGAAUUUAAUAACUUUUCCAGGGC
Molecule: messenger RNA, 363 nt
Organism: Dentiscutata erythropus
Lineage: Eukaryota; Fungi; Glomeromycota; Glomeromycetes; Diversisporales; Gigasporaceae
Source: the annotation of a GenBank genome assembly